AUGAGCGAUAACUUUCAGUCUUCUCGGUCUAACAAGAACCAGGUGAAGAAACAAUCCAUCAAGGAGAAGCUACAAAAGGCGAUCGAGAGCGGAGCAAUGCCACCUUUCUGCAACAAUUGCGGUGCUAUUGAAACCCCUACUUGGCGAAAGAUGUGGACACAGGACAAAGAUGGCGUGCCAGAGUUUUAUGAGUUUUCUGAGAAGCCGGGCCAAGUUACCGCCAUUGAUAUUCUAGAACGCGAUCCUGAGAACAAGCCUCUCAAGUAUCGGCUUGUGAAGAAGACCUUGGGCAUGGCCGAGGACAAGAGAAUGUGGAAUGAAAUGCUCUUGUGCAAUCCUUGCGGCAUCUGGCUCUCGAAGUUCAAGACUCACCGCCCACCUGACAGGUGGGACAAGGACGCUCAGCGCUUGAAUCAGUCUCGAAGAAAGAGGGAACCGAAGGGUAACAACUCUCGCUCGAAGAAACCACGUACACAGACCUGGAAGCAACGGAUCCGCGCGAGGCGACGAACACCUCGAAACCAGCAUCUUCACGCUCAUUUUGCUUUGGAUGACGACAUGCACAACAUGCACAACAUGACGGCGCACUUCGACACGCCGUUCACCGCUACGCUGAACCAGCUGCUCUCUGAGGCUAAUGACUUCACUGCCGGCUCGCCGGCACACGGGCUCGUGGACAUCGACCUCAGCAGCCUCCCGAACCUGGACAGCGAUGGCCUUCAUAGUCAGCUCGCCCACGGCGCUCUGGAUUUUGGUAAUUUUCUGAGCACCGACAUGGUGAUGCCUAGCUCGCCGCCCCUUCUCGGCGGCAGACAUAUGCCUCAACAGGUCACGUUCGGCGGCUCGCUUGCGGCUUACGAGGCGACCAACAUGGAGCUGUGGACACAGUUCUCCGAGACAGUUGGCCAUGAUGAUGAUGGCGAGCUUCUCGAGGAGGCACACUAA
Phaeoacremonium minimum UCRPA7 is the source of this 945-nucleotide messenger RNA. RefSeq names its product putative gata transcription factor protein. Gene Ontology annotation, molecular function: zinc ion binding. The coding region runs from base 1 to 945 and encodes 314 amino acids. The transcript is spliced from 4 exons. Gene Ontology annotation, biological process: silent mating-type cassette heterochromatin formation; regulation of transcription by RNA polymerase II; rDNA heterochromatin formation. The record is from RefSeq and is a predicted model, not a curated record. Lineage: Eukaryota; Fungi; Ascomycota; Sordariomycetes; Togniniales; Togniniaceae.